AAGUGUAAUGUAAUAAAUAAGUUUUAAUUUGUUGUAAACCGCAAUCGUCCGCGUACCGGCAUCAUUGUCUCCCCCGAUAUCACCAACAUAAAAGUGGCGACGAGGAAAUUUGGUAAAAAAAAGUGAUACACACGCAGAGCAACAAUUCCUUCCUCACGCAAACGCCGUCGUACGGACUCAUCGAUGGAGGAAGAGCAGCGCCGUCUCUCGCAGCAGUUCGAAACCCCGGGUACUGCGUUACUACAACCCGGAUACGGCCAACCGCUCCCGCCAAACGCUCCAGCGGUCGAGCAGCAGGGAUCUCAAGCGUCCUCGGCACAUUUUUCGCCAUCGCUAUCAUCAGCGCCCACAAGCCUUCAUCCGCCAUCGCUCGCUCCAGCCGCUUCGAUGCAGCACCCGCCAUCGCUACCAGGCGUGUCACAAAACGGUGAGCCAACAAUGUAUCAAAUAAUGCAGCUUCUACGCCAAUUAAUGACAAAAAUUGAGCAACAGCCGCCAGCAUCACUGCCCACAAACGCAUCGCAGCAGCAGCUACCAGAAGUGCAUCCGCCAAGUGCAUCACAGCAGCAACCACUAGUAUCGGAAAUCGCGUCGCAACCGCAGCAGCAGCAUCGGUCAGCUCCAGCCAAUCCGGAGCAAAUCCUGGACUCGCUGGCGAGAAACAUCACCGAAUUCCGCUUCGAGGCUGAAGCCGGUCUAACGUUCGAGGCGUGGUACUCGCGCUACGAGGAUCUGUUCGUCAGUGAUGCAGCCAGGAUUGACGAUGCGGCCAAGGUACGAAUGCUUAUGCGGAAGCUAGGAUCAAUGGAGCAUGAGAGGCCAUUUUCGGCAAGGCAGAAUCCCUUUUAACUAAACGCUACAAAUGCAUGCAAAUCGUCAAAACGAAAGCUGAGGAUUUUUUGGCCUACGCAUGUCGAGUCAAUCGGGCAUGUGUUGAUUUUGAGCUGAACCGCAUGGGUGAAGAACAGCUCAAGUGUCUGAUUUUUGUAUGUGGGCUGAAAGAAGACACGGAUAGAGAUUUUCGGGUAAAGCUGCUCUCGCGUAUCGAGGAACAUGCUGAAAUCACCCUCGAGCAAUUAUCGGCGGAGUGUAGUCGUCUG
This is a messenger RNA of Anopheles stephensi (Asian malaria mosquito), 1100 nucleotides long. RefSeq lists its product as uncharacterized. NCBI's taxonomy places the organism in Eukaryota, Metazoa, Arthropoda, Insecta, Diptera, Culicidae. The record is from RefSeq and is a predicted model, not a curated record. The transcript is spliced from 2 exons. The coding region runs from base 184 to 849 and encodes 221 amino acids.